Molecule: messenger RNA, 1782 nt
Organism: Aureobasidium uvarum
Lineage: Eukaryota; Fungi; Ascomycota; Dothideomycetes; Dothideales; Saccotheciaceae
Source: the annotation of a GenBank genome assembly
AUGCCAUGGAUUGUCGGUUUGAGCAUGAAAGCCAACAUCAUCUCUUUCCUCACUGGGAUUGGACACGAGCGACUGAAUGUUUUGCAUCGAUGGCUUGCAUAUAUUUGCCUGCUUCUCAGUUUGAUUCACACCAUUCCCUUUUACGUCACACCGAUCUGGUCCGAGGGCGGUUUAGGUGUUUUCCAAUCGGCUUUCGGCAAUUCUGGCAUCUACGUCUACGGAUCUGGCAUCGCGGCACUCGUGCCUCUACUCUUCCUCUGUGUGCAUUCUUUGCCUCCGCUUCGCCGAAAGAUGUACGAGCUGUUUGUGGCGUUGCAUGUGCCUGUUUCUAUUGUCUUUCUCGCCAUGCUCUUUUGGCACUGCAAGAACUUUCUCACCUCGUGGCAUUAUCUGUGGGCGACUACAGCUAUCUGGUUCAUCUCGUACGUCGUUCGCUUGUUCUUCCUCAAUUGGACAAACUACUUCCGGCUAUCAUGGUUGGUUGGCGAGGAGGCAGCUGUCAUGUUGAUGCCCGAAAAUGCCAUUAAAGUCACCAUUCCAACACAGGUGAAAUGGAAGCCUGGACAAUAUGUUUAUCUGAGGAUGCCGGGUAUUUCAGUCUUCGAGAAUCAUCCUUUCACAAUCGCGUCUCUGUGGAGCGAUGACUUUCCGUCCCAGUAUGGCGAAGAGUAUAGAGACAUGGUCCUGGUCUUUCGACCUUUCGGCGGCUUCACCAAAAAAGUCCUUGACAGUGCAUUGGAGAAUGGUCCUUGGCACACCUACCGUGCAUUCAUUGAUGGGCCCUAUGGUGGUAUGAGAAGAAGCAUGGACUCUUUCGACCACGUUGUCCUAUUCGCAGGCGGCAGUGGCAUCACAGCCCUAGUGUCCCAACUCCUCGACUUAAUCAAGCGGCUCAGAGACGGCAAAGCAGUAACAAAAACCGUCCAGGUAAUCUGGGCACUCAAACGCCCCGAAACACUCGAAUGGUUCAAAGAAGAAUUGCGCAUCUGCAGGGAAUUUGCCCCUCCAGAUACCGUACAAUGCCAAUUCUACAUUACCGCUGCAAAACGGCAAGCCAGAACAGGAGCACUGGUGUCUGCACAAACGCCCACAAGGCCCAUCAGCAUGAUCUUUCACAACAAAGUCAACGAAGCCUUUCAAAACAUUGCGCACAACAGACUCUCCACCAUCUCGGCAAACACAAACAGAAACUCCGCCUUGAUAAUGGACGAAGCAGCCGGAGACCCAGAACGAGAAAAAGCACUCCGUCGCGAAAAUGAAGAUAGAAUCAGACCAUUGCCACAAGCACAUUUACUGCCCAUGAGAAGUGCUUCUCGCAAUGGUCGUGUUUCUCCUCCUCCUCCUCCUCCUGCUUCUACAUCUCCUCCCCUGACCCUAGCAGAAAAACGACGUUCCCAACAAAUGUCCAUCCCACUCCCCGAUCCAGCCAACACACCCGCCUACCUUGGGCAAAACACACCACCCACAGAAGCGGACUUUGACUUUGGCUUCCCCUCCACACCCACAGAAUUCCAAAAGAACCUCAUGCGCUUCGCUUUCCUGCCCGCCGCCGUAAAGUCCACAAAAUCCGGUUGGAGUACCGAAUACGGACGUCCGGAUAUCCCGUUUAUGCUCAGGGAAAUGAGUACACAGUGGACGGGGAGAAGGACAUGUGUGUUUGUCUGCGGGCCGCCCGGUAUGAGGGUUGAUGUCAGUAAUACGGUUGCCGAGUUGCAGAGGACCGUGUGGAAUAUGCCUGGGAGGGAUGAGGUGUAUUUGCAUGCGGAGAAUUAUGCUAUCUAG